AUGGUCGGUUUACAUGAUAAGACGGAUAACUGGGUUACCGGGGAAAAAGAGAUGGAAAAGGUGGCGGUUGAUUAUUUCUCGGAUUUAUUUACGACUACUUCCCCAGAUGAUUUCACGGACAUACUUGAAGGUAUUCCAGCGGUGAUCACGGAAACCGAUAAUGCACUGCUAAUGCGCCCAGCGUCGGAAGAGGAAGUGCGGGCGGCUCUGUUUCUGAUGAACCCGGAGAAAGCUCCGGACCGGACGGGAUGA
Molecule: messenger RNA, 252 nt
Organism: Microthlaspi erraticum
Lineage: Eukaryota; Viridiplantae; Streptophyta; Magnoliopsida; Brassicales; Brassicaceae
Source: the annotation of a GenBank genome assembly